Microtus ochrogaster (prairie vole) is the source of this 4566-nucleotide messenger RNA. RefSeq names its product vezatin, adherens junctions transmembrane protein (gene Vezt). Gene Ontology annotation, molecular function: myosin binding. Gene Ontology annotation, cellular component: plasma membrane. The record is from RefSeq and is a predicted model, not a curated record. Gene Ontology annotation, biological process: cell-cell adhesion. NCBI's taxonomy places the organism in Eukaryota, Metazoa, Chordata, Mammalia, Rodentia, Cricetidae.
UUCCAGCGCCCCCGAGGUGGGCAGGAGCCGAAGUCUGGGUGCUGCUUGCCCUCCCUUCCUUCAUUUCCCAUCGUGCUGAGGCGGGUGGUAUGGCGGAGAAGGAUGACACCGGAGUUUGACGAAGAGGUGGUUUUUGAGAACUCUCCCCUUUACCAGUACUUACAGGAUUUGGGACACACAGAUUUUGAAAUAUGUUCUUCUUUGCCACCAAAAACAGAAAACUGCUUGCCGACAGAGGGACCUCACAAACCUCCUGCAAGAGUCCUACCAAAACAAGGCAUCCUGUUCAAGCUGGCAGAAAGCAUCAAGAGCUGGACGUUUUCUUCUCAGUACAGUAAGAAGGAUGACUUACUCCACAAGUUGGACACUGGAUUCCGACUGGACUCACUACAUAUCAUCCUGCAGCAGGAAGUCCUGCUACAAGAGGAUGUGGAGCUAAUUGAGCUACUUGAUCCCAGCAUCCUGUCUGCAGGGCAACCUCAACAGGAAAAUGGACACCUUCCAACCCUCAGCUCCCUGGCAACCCCUAAUGUUUGGGAUGCCUCGCUGCUGCUUGCCUUCAUUAGUUUGCUCAUUAUGCUUCCCACGUGGUGGAUUGUGUCUUCCUGGAUGGUAUGGGGAAUAAUUCUGUUUCUUUACGCGAUCACACGGGCUUUGAAACUAUGGAGGACAGCCAAACUGCAAAUGACUCUGAGAAAAUAUAGGGCCCGUUUGGAAGACAUGGCAGCAAAUAGCCGAGCCUUCACUAGCCUUGUGAGAAAGUCCCUGCGUCUUAUUCAAGAAACCGAAGUCAUUUCCAGGGGAUUUACUCUGGAAAGCCAUGAAUGUGAGAGCUCGAGAGCAGCCGGCUUGCCGCAUCGUAAUCCUUCCUUUGCCUUUCUGCUUGCAUGCCCCUGUUGGCCACUGGUCCUGUUGCCUUUCUGCCUCCCCUACUUGCUUGUGAGUAGUUUGCUUGACAGGGUCAGUGCUGCUUGCUCAUUUAAUAAAGCUGGACAGCAUCCCAGCCAGCAUCUCAUCGGCCUUCGGAAAGCCGUCUACAGGACUGUGAGAGCCAACUUCCAGGCCGCAAGGCUAGCUACCCUGUACAUGCUGAAAAACUACCCCCUGAACUCUGAGAGUGACAAUGUUACCAACUACAUCUGUGUGGUACCUUUUAAAGAACUGGGGCUCGGUCUCAGUGAAGAGCAGAUAUCAGAAGAGGAAGCUCGUAACUUGACAGAUGGCUUCAGCUUGCCGGCCUUGAAGGUUUUAUUCCAGCUCUGGGUGGCACAGAGUUCAGAGUUCUUCAGGCGCUUAGCCCUGUUGCUUUCUACAGCCAAUUCGCCCUCAGGGCCCCUACUUACUGAGGCACUCCUGCCUCACCGAGUUGUGUCUGACGUGACUCAAGGUCUACCUCACGCUCAUUCUGCCUGCUUGGAGGAGCUGAAGCGCAGCUAUGAGUUCUUCCGGUACUUUGAAACUCAGCAUCAGUCAGUACCACAGCGUUCAACCAAAACCCAGCCAAAGUCGAGAGAACUGAGUAACGUUCACACGGCAGUGCGCAGCUUACAGCUCCACCUGAAAGCAUUGCUGAAUGAAGUAAUAAUUUUUGAAGAUGAGCUUGAGAAGCUUGUUUGCACUAAAGAGACACAAGAGCUGCUGUCAGAGGCCUAUCCGGUACUGGAGCAGAAGCUGAAGAUGAUUGAGCCCCACGUGCAGGCCAGCAACAGUUGCUGGGAGGAAGCCAUCUCCCAAGUGGAUAAACUGCUGCGGAGGAAUACAGAGAAAAAAGGCAAGCCUGAAAUAGCGUGUGAAAACCCACACUGCACUGCAGCACCCUUGAUACGGCCUACUCUGCACAUUGAGGACAGAGACCCCAUCCCUGAGGAGCAGGAGCUAGAAGCUUAUGUGGAUGACAUAGACCUAGAAAGUGAGUUCCGGAAGGAGGAUUUGUACCACCUGACCCCGGAGGACAAAGAGAGGCAGAAGCGGGAGCAGGAAGAGUCCAGGAGGGUGCUGCAGGAGCUGAAGUCUGUGCUCGGAUUCAAGGCGUCAGAGGCAGAAAGGCAAAAGUGGAAGCAGCUUCUGUUUAGUGACCACGCUGUGUUGAAAUCCUUGUCUCCUGUAGACCCAGUGGAAUCUGUAAGUAAUUCAGAAACACCCAUGCAUUCAGAGACAGGAAAAGUCAAUAGGAAUGGUACUGAAGAGGAAGGUAGUGAGCCCUCUCCACGUGACCCUGAAGGAAACAGGACUGAGUUUGUAUGUGACAGUCCUCCAGAGGAUGAAAACAAAGACACGUGUGGAAAUGAAGCCUUCCUCCGAGGAGCUGAAGAAAGAAGGUUCUACCAGUGUGAGAGCGAGGCCGAGUCUCCCCAGGCUGCUGCUGCUGCUGCUGGGGCCGCUGCCCCUCCAACUCCCAGGGACUCGCUCCAGCUCUCCAUUAAGCAGAGGCUGGCCCGACUACAGUUGUCACCAGAAUUCACCUUCACCGCUGGCCUGGCUGCAGAGGUGGCUGCCAGGUCUCUGUCGUUCACCACCAUGCAGGAACAGACUUUCGGCGAUGAGGAGGAAGAACCAACAGUUGAAGGGAGUGAAAACGAGGUGGGAGAGAAAUAAAGACGGAGAUGAAGUGAUCUCUGGUCGGCCCUCCUACAAGUGUUUUAGCUUCAAGACUGGAAGGGAAUGAGUGUGUGUUUACUCUCUAUAAAGCUAAGUCGUUGAUUUACAGGGUAAGCACUGCUUUGAAACCUGACCUGAAAUUAGCAGACACCUGUAUAGGCAGGUCUUUUAGGGAUAGGAGAGGGAGGUAAGGGCAUUUUUGAAUAGACUGCUGUUUUAUUUAUGGCACGACUGAUAAUCUAGGCAAUUCUUUAAGUAUUUUAAUAAGAAAUGAACUUAUCAUUCUUUUGCCAAAAUUUGCUGCCAUAAGGGUACCUGAAAUGAUUCUUCUCUUGCAGAGCAUUAGAACGAGCUCUUUCUGCUGUGUCCUUGCUGUGUGUGACUGCAGCGACCACGUUAAUAUGUUGUUCUUAUUUUAUUUUGUUUAUACCACUCCUAAAACAAAGAUACAGGUUCUGAAUAAAAAUAUUUAAUUCCUACAAUUGAUGUGUUCUGGGGUUUGGAACUUUAAAGCAGUUUCAAAGGUGUUUGGGCUGUGGCAUAUUUCAUGUUUCCUUAUUUUCAUAUGUGUGCUCAUUUUAAGGUGUCAUACACCUUCAAAAGGGAAAUACUGUGCCAUUUUAAGAAACACCCUUGUAGUUUUUGUUGUUGUUGUUGUUGUUGUGGGUCCCUGUUGCAGCUCAAAGAAACGAUGUCAAAGAAACUUCCCUACAUCAAAGGCCCCUCUCCAGCCCCGCAGAAAGCUCCUCUCGUUUACUUGGAGACAACUGUGCCUCUGCUUCCGUAGGUCAUGGCACUGUUUUCCAGCCUGGCCUAUCUUACUAAGACUCAGGAAACACGUCAGCUUUCUUGGAAAGCGUCCUUGUCCCUUUGUAUUUCGUGGUGAAUCCAUUUUACAGCGAUGCUGUCCACAUACCAGUCUCGUCUGCUUUGAUUGUGUCCUCGGCAAUAUUUUUGGGAACAUUCUGUCACUGGAACCUGUCGUUGCUGUGUACUUACCGAGUUCGCAGACAUGAUUUGGGAGGACUGUAAGAAAAACUAAAUUUAUGCUGCUGUUCUAGGAGGAAAGGGUGUGAAUUCCUGUAACUUACUGUCUGCUUUUAGUGAGGAAAUUUACUUAUGUUUGUCUCACUGUUUUAGCUUUAGUAACUGUGUUUUACCCUGAGGAAAAUCUUCUACUUUAUAUGAAUAGGCUUUGGACUGUUAGUGAUUUUGCAUCUUUCUGAUAAUUAGCACUACUAACAUGUCAGGAACAGUACCUUCAGUUGGACAAGGAAAUAGCUAAAUCUCAAGAAAAAGGGAGCCUCCUGUGUUGUAACUGACUUCUGUAUUCCUAAAUAACAGUCUUACUUUCUGACUUAAAUUAUUGUUUCCAAUUCCCUAGUUAAAGAAGUUAUUAGGGAAACUUUGUUAAGAAUUCUUUUAAUUUAUAACACAUGGAAAAUUGGAAUUUAAUCAUUUUAAUUCUUUUAGUCUGUUUUGAGUCAGUCACACCAGUUUAACAGAAACCUGUUCACACUAUUUUAUCAGUGUUCUGCUCCCUGGGCUGAUGCUUUCAGACUCUGAAAUACGAAGUUUAAUCAGAAUUCCCAGUCUUCCAGGCUCAUCUGUUUUGUUCACAGGCUCUUAUUUAGUUUCAUACAAACUGCUUUCUGAAGUCAUGAUGAAGGACAUUGUGAUGUUAAGUGAAAUUCUUUUUAGAUAAUAGUUUUCAUAUUUCUUUCAUCAUUUAAAAUAUUUCCAACAUAAAGCUCUUUUUUUCUCUGUGAAAUUUUCUUGAGUAAUUUUCUCUUAUAACAUUCUGAGUUAGUGUUCCUUGGUUGUUUUAGUGGGCACCUGGGUCAUAAUGAACCAGAAGUACUGUUUUUAGUGCAGACUUUAAGCCAUGCUCUCUGUGAUUCUUGGAUGCUUUGAUAUGAGACCGAGGUACUGUGUAUGCCCAAUAAAGUCCAAGAUCCUUCUUAGGUA